This is a messenger RNA of Nematolebias whitei (Rio pearlfish), 1616 nucleotides long. RefSeq names its product Fc receptor-like protein 5. The transcript is spliced from 11 exons. Lineage: Eukaryota; Metazoa; Chordata; Actinopteri; Cyprinodontiformes; Rivulidae. The coding region runs from base 1 to 1458 and encodes 485 amino acids. The record is from RefSeq and is a predicted model, not a curated record.
AUGCGCUCUGAGGUUUUGGUGAAAGAAGUCGUCGACUUUCAGUGUGAAAUUCCAAACCAACAUAAUCAAUCGAUCCUGCUGAAACUAUUCAAGGUGGGCAACCGUAAAGACGUGUUUGGUGAAUACAGCCUCCCAGCUGGAGAAACGACUGGAGUUUUUCCCAAAGUUAUCAGAGUUUCAUAUGAGGGGUACUUUGAGUGUGUGGCCAGCAUGCAAAACAACACUGAAAUAAAUGCCACUGUCAGCCAAACACACUACCUGAGGGUCAUCGAACCAGUACAAGGAGCAAAGAUUUUCCACCCUGGUCCAAAGGAGCUCUUUGAGGGAAAUAACGUGGAGCUGCAAUGUAACGUUACAGCUGGAAAUCAUUUGUCCUACAAGUGGCUGCUUAAUGAACGCAUCAUCUCACCAUCUCCUUUCCACCACAUUAUAGGAAACAAUCUAAUAAUCUACAGAGCCACCUCUGAAGACAGCGGCUCCUAUAGGUGCGUGGCUACCAACACCAUCAAUGAAACAAAGAUCUUCAUCUCCAACAGCUCUGAAGUAGUUAUCACAGUGAAAGACUUGGUGUCAAAGCCUGACAUUGUGUUCACCGUGUUAAAGGAGGAUUACCAAAAUUAUUCUGCUAUUAUCACCUGUCAGUCAGAAAGAGGAGCUCUGCCUAUAACAUUUUCACUGUACAACAACACAGAACUGGUCAGCAAUGUGACAACUCAAGAGAGACAUGCAACUUUUAAGGUUCCAGUUGUCAUGGACCAGGACCAUGGAUCGCUCCAGUGCCAUGCGAACAACGGGGACCAGACUGCAUACAGUCAAUUAUUGCCCUUAAAAGUUGUACCAGUUGAUGGACCUGUGACCAUUGAUUCCAAGUACGACAUGGCAGAGAACUAUGCUGUCAUUGGCCUGAGGUUUUACUGUAAGGCAGCAAAAGGAUCUCAUCCACGUUUCCAGUGGUUUCUCAAUGAAACACUUCUAAACACCCAAGGAAGUUUUUACUAUGUGUUUGACCGGCUGCCAGCAGAAUCCAUUCUCUUGCUGUCUGUGGGAAGGAGCAGCACCGGGACAUACCACUGUGAGGUUUCAGACAGCUUUGACAACACCACUGCUGUAAGCAGUAAGAGGCGCUAUUUGAAUAAAGAAGUGCUGAACCACCUUCCCAUCUUGGUGGUGGCAGUUGUCUUUGGAUGUUUUACAUUCCUGAUUCUCCUGGUGUCAUUUUGUUGCCUAUUUGGAGCGAUGUUCAGAAAGAAACAAAGUGGAGAGAAAUAUUUGCUGAAUGUGGAGAUGAACACAGCAGUUCCUUUAGAUGGAGACGAGGAGAUUUCGAUAAGUAGCGAGGACCACAAUGAGCUGACAGCACCCACAGAUGGUGACUUUUAUCAGGAGUCUGAUGCUUCUGUGGAUGAUUGGCCUGAACUUGAGGAGGAGAGGAAGACACUGGAGGAUGAAGAAGUUUAAGUUUAAGGACCCAUCUAAAACAUAUCUGAGAAAAGACAAAAAUUCUCAUUUUGUCAUCAAAAGCAAAAAAAGAUGUCUGACGUCAAACUGAAAAAGUACCGUAGUUUUUUAGGCUAGUUGUGUUGGCUUUAAGCUCCUUAGUUUUAAGGACUGUUUAC